AUGGCAGCCCAUCAGGAGAAAAAACCUUCUGAAGAAAGAAAACACAAAAGCACCCAAAAUGAUACUCGAACAUCUCAAGUCCAGUGGGGAAGAGCAUGGGAAGUGGACUGGUUUUCCUUGGCAAGCAUCCUUUUACUGCUCCUGUUUGCGCCACUCAUCACAUAUUACUUCAUAAUGUCCUGUGACCAGUACCAAUGCUCUCUGACUGAUCCACUCAUUGACUUGCUCAUGGGGAAUAAACAUCUGUCUGACAUCUGGAACAAGACUCCUACACUGACCUAUAGGGCUGCUGGCAUCUAUACCCUUUGGGUCGCUUUCCAGGUGGUUUUGUAUGUGUUCAUUCCUGACUUCUGCCAUAAAUUUCUUCCUGGAUAUGUAGGAGGUGUACAAGAAGGUGCUGUCACCCCUGCUGGUGUAGUAAAUAAAUAUGAAAUCAAUGGACUUCAGGCUUGGAUCAUUACCCAUGUGCUUUGGUUUGCCAAUGCCUAUUACUUCCACUUUUUCUCACCUACCAUAAUUUUUGACAACUGGAUUCCUCUCCUGUGGUGUGCCAAUAUCCUGGGAUAUACAGUUUCCACGUUUGCAAUGAUUAAAGGCUACUUUUUCCCUACCAAUGCCAAAGACUGCAAAUUCACUGGCAACUUCUUUUACGACUACAUGAUGGGGAUUGAAUUUAACCCUCGAAUAGGAAAGUGGUUUGAUUUCAAGCUCUUCUUCAAUGGGCGCCCUGGUAUUGUAGCCUGGACUCUGAUUAACCUUUCCUAUGCUGCUAAACAACAGGAGCUGUAUGGUCAAGUAACUAACUCCAUGAUCCUUGUCAAUGUCCUUCAGGGUAUUUAUGUCUUGGACUUCUUUUGGAAUGAAGCCUGGUAUUUGAAAACCAUUGAUAUCUGCCAUGAUCAUUUUGGAUGGUAUUUGGGCUGGGGAGACUGUGUUUGGUUGCCUUACCUCUAUACUUUGCAGGGUUUGUAUUUGGUUUACCACCCUGUCCAGCUGGGCACAGCUAAUGCCAUAGGGAUCUUGAUGUUGGGUUUAAUUGGCUAUUACAUCUUCAGAAUGACCAACCACCAGAAGGACCUCUUCCGUCGUACAAACGGCAAUUGCAAGAUAUGGGGGAAGAAACCAGAGUAUAUUGAGUGCUCCUACAUGUCUGUGGAUGGGACCAAGUACUACAGCAAACUGAUGACCUCAGGAUUCUGGGGGUGGGCGCGCCAUUUUAACUACACAGGAGAUUUGAUGGGCUCCUUGGCCUACUGCCUGACUUGUGGGUUUGAACACAUCUUGCCUUACUUCUACAUUGUUUACAUGAUUAUUCUGCUAACCCACCGUUGCAUUAGGGAUGAACACCGUUGUUUCAGCAAAUAUGGGAAGGACUGGAAGCGCUACACUGCUGCAGUGCCUUACCGGCUCAUUCCAGGAAUAUUUUAAGGCUAACACAGAAUCCAGAAGAAAGAAAACAGAAACUUUUUUUGGAAGUGAAGAGAGUUUAUCCACAUAGUUAAACUGACAAGAACA
Molecule: messenger RNA, 1515 nt
Organism: Cariama cristata (Red-legged seriema)
Lineage: Eukaryota; Metazoa; Chordata; Aves; Cariamiformes; Cariamidae
Gene: DHCR7
Product: 7-dehydrocholesterol reductase
Exons: 7
Coding region: 1-1428 (475 amino acids)
Biological process (GO): cholesterol biosynthetic process; brassinosteroid biosynthetic process
Cellular component (GO): endoplasmic reticulum membrane
Molecular function (GO): 7-dehydrocholesterol reductase activity
Source: RefSeq, a predicted model, not a curated record